Mercenaria mercenaria is the source of this 1575-nucleotide messenger RNA. Its product is annotated as zinc finger protein 862-like. Lineage: Eukaryota; Metazoa; Mollusca; Bivalvia; Venerida; Veneridae. The transcript has 5 exons. The record is from RefSeq and is a predicted model, not a curated record. Bases 1 to 1575 code for a protein of 524 amino acids.
AUGAAUCAGCUAAAAUAUUUUGCUGGUGCACAGCAGGGGAAGGCGUUGAAAAAACCGACAACACCAACCCCGGCGGCAGAGAAAAGACGAAAAUAUGAAAAAGAGGUCAGGAAACGCACGUUUCAGUCAAGUUGGCAGAUUGGGAGGAGAUGGCUGAUGUAUGAUGAAAGCAAGAAAGUUUUGUCCUGCAGCACAUGCGUGUGUUAUUUCAAUACACCAGAAAAAAUUGCAUCGUUUAAAGGUGAUGGUAAAAAUUGGUUGGAUGGCGUGAGUAGCUUAAAAAAAGAUAAUAUUACAAAGCACGAAACUUCAAAGUCCCAUCUUUUAGCUAAUGAACGUCAACCACUCCCUGAAACAGGUAGCCCCAAAUUGACCAAAGCUGCUGAAGCUCUUCGUAAACUUAGGAAUAUCGACAGAAAACAACUGAUAUACAAAGUCCUUAAUGCUCAUGCUGUUGCAAAGUCGGACAUGACGUUUAAAACCUAUGUUCGCCUUUGUGAGUUGGAUCAUGCAAAAGGGUUAAAUGUAAACACCACAUAUGAAACAGAUAAAUCUGGGAAUCAGUUUAUUCAUUUUAUAGCAAAAGAUACAAUUAACAACAUACAUCGUGCAGUACAGGAAGCAAAAUAUGUAUCAGUCACAAUUGAUGGGUGCGCAGAUUCAUCAGGCAUUGAGCAAGAGUCACUGUAUGUCCAUUUUGCUACAAAUGGUACUGUGCACCAACAUUUUCUAUGCUUUGUUUCACCAUCAACUACUUCAGCACAAGAUAUCUACAAUGCUGUAAACACUAGUUUAGAUGGCUAUGUCCCAGGCAUAAUGGAAAAGCUUGUUUGCCUUGCAUGCGACGGUGCUUCAAACAUGAUGGGGGUACGUAAGGGUCUAGCUGCACUGCUGAAAACGGACCAUCCAGAACUGGUUGCAAUACACUGCUUAGCGCACAGACUGGAACUUGGAAUUAGGGAUGCAUUUAAAAAGCUAAAACUAUUUGGCAAGAGCAUGACUCUAUUAGUAGGCCUGUAUUACUUCUACAAAAAGAGCUUAAAGCAACGAAAAGAAUUGUUAAAUGCAUUUGAAAUAGUUCAAGAAAAAGCUCUCAUGCCAACACGAGCGGGUGGCACACGCUGGGUAUCGCACAUAGUGAAGUCAGUACCAGUGCUCUUCAAACUAUACAGAGGUUUCAUGACCCAUCUAGCAAAUGCAUCUCACAAGAACAGCAAAGCUGGGGGCCUUUACAAGAUAGCAAUAAUUGCUUUGAAGGAAAUACUGGAACCUGUCCAGCGACUGUCCCUGUUGUUACAACGUAGCGAUACAAAUCUUGGAGAGGAACAAAUUCUUCUACUAGGUCAAGGAGACAAGCUUUCUUUUCGGAAGCAGAAAAAACAAACUACUGUUGUUGCAGAUGCUCCUGUCACAGUCAGUGAUGAAGAUGAAGAUGGGGCAGCUUAUGAACUUCCAGCAGUGACCAGUGAUGAGCAGUACGACAGCAGCAGCUCUGAGGACUCAGAUUAUGAGUCAGGAUAUGAUUCGGAUGAAAACUAUGAAAUCAAUGCUGAAAAACUUAUGCAAUAUAUAUAG